Molecule: messenger RNA, 2051 nt
Organism: Magnolia sinica
Lineage: Eukaryota; Viridiplantae; Streptophyta; Magnoliopsida; Magnoliales; Magnoliaceae
Exons: 1
Coding region: 44-1999 (651 amino acids)
Source: RefSeq, a predicted model, not a curated record
UUAAAAAGGCGUUACCAUCAGACACUUCUUUCCGACGCGAAAAAUGGCUUUGCAAGGAACCGUGCUCUUCUCCACCGUCGGACGCUGUUUCUUCGGCUUCGAUAUCUUCUCCGUCACUCUCCCGUCAAACCUCGACGCCGUUCAUGAGUUAACGGAACGACGUCUCACAGACGGCAAGUCUGUUAAUUUUAACGGCCAGUUCCUCGACGAGCCUGAAACGGUCGUUUUCGUCUCAGAGCGAACCGGCGAACCCCGGAUUUACCUCACGCAGCCCGAAAAUCGUAUACCUUCGCAAAUCCCGACCGUUCCCGAGAGCCACUUUCUCGACCGUCCGGUCAUCAAAGAUGGACGGCUGUACUUCGUGUCAGCUCACGAGAAAAUCGAUAAGCUGCUGAGCAUCCGGACGGCUGUUUACACGGCCGGGAUCGAGGACGGGAAUAUCACUCGCCUCACGCCGUACGGAGCCGCCGACUACAGUCCGUCGGUCUCCCGUACCGGAAAGUUCGUCGCCGUCGCGUCGUACGGACACCGGCAGUGGGGCGGGAGCGUCCAGGACCCCGACACGGACAUCGUUGUCUUCCGGCCGUCCGAUCCGGAGAAACGGACCGUGAUCUGCAAGCGCGGAGGGUGGCCCACGUGGUCCGGCGACUCGACGGUCUUCUUCCACCGGAAAUCUGAGGACGGGUGGUGGAGUGUCUUCCGAGCGGAUCUGCCGGAAAAUCUCUCCGGCGAACCCGUCGAGCCGCGACGGAUCACGCCGCCGGGACUCCACGCCUUCACUCCGGCGGCAUCGAACGACGGUAAAAGGAUUGCCGUGGCGACACGGCGGCCGGGGACGGAGUCCCGGCACGUCGAGAUCUUCGAUCUGGAGACCGAGUCGUUCCACCGAGUCAGUGAGUUGCUGAACCCCGAGUUCGACCAUUACAAUCCGUUCUUUUCUCCCGAAUCGGGGUUUUUGGGCUACCACCGGUUCCGAGGCAAGUCUGACUCGGGCGAGUUGACGAUUCCGCAUCUCGAACCGGUGAUUUCUCCCGUUAAAGAUCUGAGGCUGCUACGCUUGAACGGAAAUAUGGCUUCUUUCACUCCCGAUGGAAAGCUCAUCGUCUACAACCCGGAUUUCGAUAUCGGACUUGAUCGUUAUUCGGGCGUGAUGAUCGUGAGAUCAGACGGUUCGAAGCGUUGGACCGUUAUGAAGAACCGGAUCGCAUUCGCCACGGCAUGGAGCCCGACCGAGAAGGGCGUAAUCUACACAUCUCUGGGGAUGAUCUUCCAGGGCAACAGAUCAACGGUCCAGAUCGCACGAAUCUCCUUUGAUCCUGCCCAUCUGGACGAUGAUCAUGACGAGAUCGCAGCCGAUGUGAAGAUCCUGACACGAGAAGAGACUGGAAACAACGCGUUCCCAUCCGUCUCGCCGGACGGGAAGCACAUCGUAUUUAGAUCAGGAAGGAAUGGCCACAGGAACCUCUAUAUCAUGGACGUAGUUGAUGGGGAAUUCAACGGCGGGAUCCGUCAGCUGACUGAUGGACCGUGGAUCGAUACGAUGCCGAGCUGGUCGCCGGAUGGGAAACUCAUCGCGUUCUCAUCCAACAGACACAACCCCCGGAGCCCUGUCGGUUUCAGCAUCUAUCUAAUCCGUCCGGAUGGGACGGAAUUACGUCGCGUCCACGUGGCGGGCCCAGAGGGUUCUGAUGAGGUGAACGGGGAGAGAUUCAACCACGUGGCAUUCAGUGCGGACUCCACGUGGCUGGUCUUCGCGGGCAACUUGGCCGGGUUGUCUGCGGAGCCGAUUUCAAUGCCGAAUCAGUUCCAGCCGUACGGAGACAUCUACGUGUCGCGGCUGGACGGGAGUGGGUUGGAGAGGCUGACGUGGACGGCGUACGAGAAUGGGGUGCCAGCGUGGCAUCCUUAUGGGGAGGCGGAGAUGGGGCCCAUCUCGUUGGAUGUUGCUGAUGCGGAUGAGCUGCGUGGCCAGUUUGAGGAGCCCAAAUGGCUUCCCUGAUUCUCAUGCGUGAGGACGAAACACGUGCUUGCGACUUAGGUCUGCAAAAGCC